GUGAAAGUUUCCCCCAAUCCGAAUUCAUUUCGUUCGGACAAGGGGAGACUUUAAUGGAUUUUUUAUGUGGGACCCGCUAGGAUGGACGUGGUAGAUGAAACAGAAGCGUUACAGAGAUUUUUUGAGGGUGUUUUCAUCUCAAGGACUUCAACAUGCUUUGGCUACGUGCAGGUCAUGAUAUUACCAGUUCUCUGGAGCCAGCCAACAUCGACACCAGUAUCCUGGAAGAGUACAUCAGCAAGGAGGACGAUAGCACUGACAUCUGUUUCUCAGAGGUCCACAGCACCCCAGGACCAAAUUACUCAUCUCCCCAGGCAGGAGUGUCCUCCUCCGGAGGGUUAGUGUGUGGUGUAAGCCCCCCUAUUCCACUGCGCCAAGGAGCCCCUCCACCCGGGCCCCCUAGCUGUCAGAACGCCUACCCCCCAGGUCCAUCCCUGGGCCUCCGACACAGCUACCCCUGCCUGGGACAACAACAGCAGCAGCACCAACACCAGCAGCAGCAGCAGCAGCAGCAGGGUCACAUCAAACCUGAACACAGGGGCCAUUACGCUCCAGGGACACUACCUGAGUCCCCUCCAGACUCCAGCUCUGAGCCGUACUCUCCUCAGCAAGUGAAUGAUCCUCACAUGAUCAGGACCAUGACACCAGAGAACAUGUGUCACAUGACUCCAACGCCACCCCUCCCGCCGCACGGCCACUAUCCCAGCAUGCAUCGGGACAUGUACCUGAAGCCAGAGCCCAUGAUAUCGCAGUAUCCUAUUGGUCCAGCCACGAGUGGAAGCGGAGACAUGCAGCAGACGCAGAUGCUCCAUCAGUUACUGCAGCAUCCUCAGGGCCAAGAUAUGUGUGUUUCUGUUUCCUCUCACAGCAGCAUCCCAGUUCAUCAGGCUAAGAAGAGGAAGCACUCUGACUCUCCUAACAGCACCCUGAAUUCCCAAAUCCUCACAGGUAUCAUCAAACAAGAACCAGGUUUAAUGCAGGAUGCAGACAACGCCUACCUGGACCCAAAUUAUCAGUGCAUUAAGUGGCAGCCUCAUCAGCAGAACAAGUGGACUCCACUAUAUGAUGCCAACUGCAAAGAGCUUCCAAUGCCAACCUACCGCGUUGACGCUGACAAAGGUUUCAACUUCUCCUUGGCUGACGAUGCUUUUGUGUGCCAGAAGAAGAACCACUUCCAGGUCACAGUAUACAUCGGCAUGCUCGGAGAUCCUAAAUACAUCAAGACAAGUGAUGGACUGCAGCCAAUUGAUUGCUUCUAUCUCAAGCUCAAUGGUGUAAAGGUGGAAGCGAUGAAUCAGUCCAUCAGUGUGGAGCAGUCACAGUCUGACCGCAGCAAGAGGCCCUUCAAGCCAGUGCUCGUCACUUUGCCCCCAGAGCAGGUCACGAAGGUCACAGUGGGGCGGCUCCACUUCAGCGAGACCACAGCAAAUAACAUGAGGAAGAAGGGAAAACCGAAUCCUGAUCAGAGGUAUUUCAUGCUGGUGGUGGCGCUGCACGCUCAGUCCCACAGUCAGAGCUACACUGUGGCUGCUCAAGUGUCUGAGAGGAUCAUCGUCAGGGUAACGUCUGGCCAUGCAUCCAACCCGGGCCAAUUUGAAAGUGACAACGAGGUGUUGUGGCAGCGCGGCCAACUGCCAGACUCAGUCUACCACCACGGCAGAGUCGGGAUUAAUACGGACCGACCCGACGAGGCCCUUGUUGUCCACGGCAACCUGAAGGUCAUGGGAUCUCUGGUCCACCCGUCUGACAUCAGGGCCAAAGAAAAUGUCCAGGAGGUCGACACCACAGACAAUUUAAAACGGAUUUCUCAGAUGAGGCUGGUCCAUUAUCAAUACAAGCCUGAGUUUGCUGCCACCGUGGGCAUAGAGAACACUGCAGAGACCGGAGUGAUUGCACAAGAAGUUCAACAAAUCCUGCCUGAAGCAGUGAAGGAGGGGGGUGACGUGGUGUGUGCCAACGGAGAAACUAUCCCCAACUUGUUAGUUGUCAACAAGGAGCGUAUCUUUAUGGAGAACGUCGGAGCAGUGAAGGAGCUGUGUAAGCUGACAGACAACCUGGAGACUCGUAUUGACGAACUGGAGCGUUGGAGCCGCAAACUGGCCAAACUGCGUCGUCUUGACAGCAUGAAGAGCACCGUGAGCGGAGGCACUGUCAGCCAAUCAGGAAGCUAUUUUAGCAGGACAGGGAGCGGCCCACUCAAAAAGAAGCCAGUCAAACCUGGGAGCAAGAGCCCGCUUCCAGAUCAGGGCUGCAUCAGUCAGAAGUUCAUGCAGGGAACCAUCCUGGCACUGGUCAUUGUCAUGGCCUUCAGUGUCAUUUCCAUGUCCGUCCUCUAUGUCCUCACUCUUCACCAUAGAGGAGAUGUCACCGAGAAAGAUGGCUAUCUUCCUUCCUGUGUUCUCUACAUCUCUUGGAUGCCCAUCUUCACUGCCACUGUAACUGUCUGUCCACCUGUCUGCCCAUGGUCAAGUGCUGCACUGGGGUCCUCACGCAAGAGUCCAAAUACUCCAAUGUCAACCACCCCCGAACCAGCUUGCUGUUCUACAACAGCCAUAAACAACCAAUCAGCUACCGUGUUGACAUUGAGUAACAACCAAUCCACACCAGUUUUAGGAAGCCUGGCUCCCACACCAGGCACUAUUAUGAAGAAGGCCAAGUCUAGACCAAUGGAGAAGGAUGGCCACAGUAGAAACCGUCUGAGUCACACCUCAGCACCCAUGUACUUCGCCAAGUCCAAAAGGCCUGCUUCUACAGACCUGGACGGCGUGGGAGCCACCAACCGUCUGCCUGGGGGGCAGCAGCCGGUGCCACGCAGACAACGCAGCCUCCACACAAAGGGAGGAAGGUCAGCUCCCUCUCUCACUAGUGUAUAUAUCGUGGAGACAAACCAAGAAAUCACAGCACAGAGUUGCCCACCAGCAGACAGCUGCAGCUAUACAAUAUCACUUCAUGGAAAAAGAAAUUCCUCCAUCUCACAAAUCACUUUGCACAUGAUGUCUACAAACAGCAUGUGGGUACGACAAUGUGGAACAACCAGGGGACGGUUAUGCCCCAACCACACAGAAACAGAGCUCUAUAGUGGACAGAGGACAUCAACAAAGGGGACUCAUCACCUGUGGUCACUGCCUGUUCUGUCCUUCCAGGACGUCACCUAUCACUUCCGUGUCUCCCAGUCCAGUGAAGUGAGCUGUGCCACCGAUGGAAAACCCUCAUCAUACUCUGACUACCAUUUCAUCAUUCAGAGCAGCUGUGUGUGAGGAGGAAAAUGAUGCAUCCCAGCAUCUUUACAGUACACCAUGUUUCUUCAUUGCAGUUCCAUUUGUAUGCUGUUGUGAUAGGAUAGGGCUUUGUUUUAUUAUUGUACAUUAUUUUAAAGGUAUUCUUACAGAACAAACUAUAUAUUGUACCACUGCUCCAACUGUAAUCCCCUCCAUAUGUAUAUGCAUUAAGACAUCUCUUUUUGCUGUGAUCACUGGAGUUUUAAAGACUGUCAAAGUUUUUCUUUUCUGUCACUGGAAAUGUUUUGCCACUGACAACUGUGUUGUAUCACUGUUAACUGCCAUUGAAAAUUAACAUCCAUGAGUUUAUAGCUCACUUUUUUGCUGAUCACUAUGUCUGCCAUACUUAAUAUCAACCAUAAUUACUUUUUAGCAGCAAGUUCAGGCUAAAAUAUUGUAGAUGACACUGCACACAUUUUUGUUUUCUUUUGUAAUACUAUGAAUCUAUAUGUACACUGAAAUCAGUGUCACCUGAAAACAAAAAUACUUUUCAAUAGUUUUAUACACUGGAGAGGAGCCUCAGUGAAUCGUCGCAUCUCGUGUUAAGAAUAUACCUCAGUAGUGCACACUGGCAAAUCGUGGCUCUCUGCAGCGGAGCUUUGUGUUGAGGCCGCUGCAGUCGACUCUACUGCAUCUGAUUAAACACUGUACAGAGAGAGACAUACUUUGGAGUAUUUCUAUCUCAAUUGUGACACUGUAUGAAACAUCAAGAUGUUACAGAGAAUAAUUGUGCAAAUGACUACACUGAAAGCGUUCCUUAAGUGAAGGCACAUAUUUGAAAGACUCCCAAGUCAUGAUUAUUUUUAGCUGAUUCACUGGAUGACAUGUGUUAAGACUGGAGAAGUAAACAAAAUGAACAUGUAUAUACACUGACCAUUCUUACCAUCUGAUAGUGGAAAUGCAAGAGGUCCAACACUGACAAUAUUUCAAGAAACACUGGAAUAGCUUACACUGUAUUUUUGCUAACUGGACAAUGGUGGUAAGGUAAUAAGUGGCAUAAAUCAUUUCAGGUGCAUGCCCAAUCAUUUCUCUAAAAUGAUGCACCGUUGCUCAGAAGCUGCUUCAGCUUGGAAGAUCUAUUAUAUGUCAUGAUCAUAAAGCUGAAAAGAAGUUUAUGUACCAACGGUGCAGUGAUAAAAUUGGAUAUUAUACACUGGACUCUUUCAUGCUUUCCUCUAAAUGUUUAAAAUAUUUUUCCUGUGCCUGUACAACUAAGAAUAUGCAGUAAUAACACCUUUAAUAUGAAAUAUAUGGGGUUGUUUUUUUUGUAAAACCUUUUCUUGUCUCAGAAGAAUUCUUCACCAAAUUUCACACACUAUGCUUUAGUUGUGUUUGUUGAUGUUUGCUAUUAAAUUCAUAUUCUGUC
Molecule: messenger RNA, 4644 nt
Organism: Amphiprion ocellaris (clown anemonefish)
Lineage: Eukaryota; Metazoa; Chordata; Actinopteri; Pomacentridae
Gene: myrf
Product: myelin regulatory factor
Exons: 28
Coding region: 153-3257 (1034 amino acids)
Biological process (GO): positive regulation of DNA-templated transcription; protein autoprocessing; central nervous system myelin maintenance
Cellular component (GO): endoplasmic reticulum membrane; nucleus
Molecular function (GO): sequence-specific DNA binding; DNA-binding transcription factor activity
Source: RefSeq, a predicted model, not a curated record